AUGCAAGUCGCAAGCCUCCUCCACGAAUACGUCUGGUCAUAUCUUCACCCAACACCAAGUAAACGGCCCGAUGCUAUCAAAUUGGGUAUCAUGGUGGAAAACGCCCAUCUUGACCCCGCCAAGAUAAUACACCCCUCAGCAACACACCCCUCCACAAUCCUGCACGCCUUCUCCGCCCCAAAGCAAACCAUCUACAAAACCCUCUCCACAAAAUACAAACACACCUUCACAAAAACAUAUACCUCCCACGAGCACCUCCUGCAAGACUCCGCUGUCAACGCGGUGUAUAUCUGUGCGCCCAUCGCAGCGAGACACGAUCUUGCCGUGGAGGCGUUGCGCGCGGGGAAACAUGUCCUUUGUGAGGCUCCUGUUGCUAGGAGUGGCGAGGGUCCUGAUUGGCAGUUCCAUCCUGCUACGCAUGCAUGGCGUAAGAUUGUUGACGAUAGGGGGUAUGGACGGUUACUGCGUACCGAGGCUGUGGCCACUUGUACGUGUACACCAUUAUCAGAUCUGGCUGGGAAGUUUGAUGGUGCCGGCGGCUCAUUUAUAACACUCUCCUCCGCGCUCUCCGCAACCCGCUUCGCCCUACACGCCUCCCUCCCGACCAAAAUCCUCUCCUCAACAGCUCAACUCUCGCCCCGAGAUAGUCGCGUCGAUACCGCGCUCACAGCACACAUCAUCUUCAACGAUCCCUCGUCGAACCCGGUCCACUCUAAGAUAACUACUUCCCUCUCCCGUCCGUGGACACCUCCUCUCCCACUACCCCUACCACUCGGCCUAGGUAAUAUCCUCCCAUAUCUGCGUCUCUGGGAAGUACCUUCUAUAGAAGUUGAAACCGACUUUGCGCAGAUAUACUUCUACAAUUUCACGCAGCCACAUGUUUAUCAUUAUAUCGGGGUUACUGAUAAGCGGAGUGGGGAGACCGGGUAUCACAGGGCGUAUAGCGGGGGACCGUUGUGGGGAGGGAGGGUUGUUUCGACGGGGGAGAAGGGGGGGCGGGGUGGGUGGAGUAGUUCUCGGUGGAGGUUGGAGGCUUUUGUGGAUGUUUUGCAGGGGCGGACGCCUGUGUUUUGGGUUUCUGGGAUGGAGAGUGGGUGGAUGGGGGAAUGUGUUGAUGGGGUUUAUAUGGAGGCUGGGUUGGGGAGGAGGGGGGAUGCGGAUGAAGAUGCAGAGGGAGAUGGGAUGGUAAGAGUGGAUGAUGAAUGUGGUUAG
Molecule: messenger RNA, 1212 nt
Organism: Penicillium daleae
Lineage: Eukaryota; Fungi; Ascomycota; Eurotiomycetes; Eurotiales; Aspergillaceae
Product: Gfo/Idh/MocA family protein
Exons: 4
Coding region: 1-1212 (403 amino acids)
Molecular function (GO): nucleotide binding
Source: RefSeq, a predicted model, not a curated record